Messenger RNA from Acipenser ruthenus (sterlet), 5464 nucleotides. RefSeq names its product oxysterols receptor LXR-alpha-like. The transcript is spliced from 11 exons. Gene Ontology annotation, molecular function: RNA polymerase II cis-regulatory region sequence-specific DNA binding; zinc ion binding; nuclear receptor activity. The coding region runs from base 355 to 1773 and encodes 472 amino acids. NCBI's taxonomy places the organism in Eukaryota, Metazoa, Chordata, Actinopteri, Acipenseriformes, Acipenseridae. Gene Ontology annotation, biological process: cell differentiation; positive regulation of transcription by RNA polymerase II; negative regulation of transcription by RNA polymerase II. The record is from RefSeq and is a predicted model, not a curated record.
UGUCGUUUUUGCAUGGCAUUACGUCAUUCGUUCAGCAGUCGUUUUAAUUCCUCUUUUUUUGUUGCAACAUAGAAAGUCGUCUCUGCUUUGUGUUUCCCUUUCUUUCACGUUUCUUCCGUGAGUCACAUGAUUGGAAAAUAACACAAGCGUGUUCACCUACUUCAUUUGUUGCGGAUUCCCUCAGCACACAGACACUUUCUCAAGACCCCGGGACUGAAGAAGGAGGAGGGAGUUUGAGGGCGAGCAUCCCAUAGGGCUGUAUUUCCUCUCUGUGGAAUCUAAACCAGACACACCAAAGGGAACACUUUUGGAGGUUGCGAAGUGCUUCCGUUAUGACAAGCUGCUGUGUAGAAGAUGUCCACAUUGUCUGUGACUGGUAUCACUGAUGUUGGUCAUGGAGAAAGCAAAGUGUUUGUGUCAGCCUGUGAGCUGCAGCUGGACUCCAGCACAGAGGACUCAAGCAGCGGCCUGCUGAUCGAGGGCAGGCAUGAUUCUUCCCACCCCUCCAGAUUCAACGGGACAGUGCUUGGCCCCGCACAGGACCAUGGGACUGACCUCUCCUCGCAGGAUCUCUCCCCCAGCCCUCUGAACUGUGCCGGGACCAUGGACCCCACUGACAGGAUGAAGCUCGAAGUGGCUGCCGACAUUCUGGCUGCUAACACAGGAUGUCAGCCCGUGAAGCGCAAGAAGGGCCCGGCCCCGAAGAUGCUGGGGAACGAGGUGUGCAGCGUGUGCGGGGACAAGGCCUCGGGCUUCCACUACAACGUGCUGAGCUGUGAGGGCUGCAAGGGCUUCUUCCGCCGCAGCGUGAUCAAGAGCGCGCAGUACGCCUGCAAGAACGGCAGCCAGUGCGAGAUGGACAUGUACAUGCGCCGCAAGUGCCAGGAGUGCCGGCUCCGCAAGUGCAGGGAGGCGGGCAUGCUGGAGCAAUGCGUGUUAUCGGAAGAGCAGAUCCGGUUAAAGAAGAUGAAGAGGCAGGAAGAUGAGACAGCCAGGACGUCGACCCUGCUCCAGAAUCACUUUCCAGGGGCAGAAGCACCCAAGCUCGCACCCGAGCAGUUAGAGAUGAUCAAGAAUCUGGUGGCAGUUCAGAAGCAGUGUAAUAAGAGUUCUUUCAUUGACCGCCUCAAAGUAACGCCGUGGCCCCAGAGCCAGGACCCGCUGAACCGGGAGGUGCGGCAGCAGCGCUUCGCUCACUUCACAGAGCUGGCCAUCAUGUCUGUGCAGGAGAUCGUGGACUUCGCCAAGCAGCUGCCUGGCUUCCUGGAGCUCACCCGCGAGGAUCAGAUCGCACUGCUCAAGACCUCCACCAUCGAGAUUAUGCUGUUGGAAACAUCCAGGAGAUACAACCCAGCCAUAGAGUGCAUCACCUUCCUCAAGGACUUCAGCUACAACAAGGAAGACUUUGCAAAAGCAGGUCUGCAGUUGGAGUUUAUCAACCCCAUCUUUGAGUUCUCCAAGGGGAUGAACGACCUGCAUUUAGAUGAAGCCGAGUUCGCCCUUCUGAUCGCAAUCAACAUCUUCUCUGCAGACCGCCCGAACGUGCAAGACCACGAUUUGGUGGAACGGUUCCAGCAGCCAUACGUCGAUGCACUUCAUUCCUACAUCAGGAUCAAGAGACCAAAUGAUCACCUGAUGUUCCCCCGCAUGCUGAUGAAGCUGGUGAGCCUUCGCACCCUCAGCAGUGUCCACUCGGAGCAGGUCUUCGCUCUGCGGCUCCAGGACAAGAAGCUGCCGCCUCUCCUGUCUGAAAUCUGGGACGUCCACGAAUGACCAACAGCACCUCCUCACCCCUGCACUGCAUCCCUGGAGCCUCCCCCCCAGAAAACAGACAAGAACUGCAGCAGCUGGGUGUGCCUCUUUUUCUCCUGUUUGCUUGGAGUGGAAUGAGACUGUGCAAUGCCACGCAGAUACUCUCUGAAGCCCCAGAUCACAAGAAGCAUUGCUUUAAACAUUGGGCAUGGCAAAGCCAGACUACAACUGUAAAAAAAAAAAGUUAGCACUUGAGCACAGACUAGUUCCAGCUCCUUCUCACAAAGGAAUGUAGACACAGACACAAAGGUAGCAGGUGGAGGAAAAUGGAGGAAGCCCUGCGUCCACAGGCACAUGUACAGCAAGGCAAAGCAAGUUGUUCAGGCUGCAGUCAAUUAUUUUAUAUUUCUUUGCCUUCACCUUCCAGUUCCAGAUAAAUACUAACCUUGCAUACCGCACCCCUCACUGCUGCGUUUUUCACCAAUGAAUGUAGACACAGUCAGGUGCUGCUUUUCCAUUGGCUUGCCACCUGUCUCUAGCGGGAGCUGUGAGGUUGAGCAACUAUAGGUGAUCUCUGAGGAGUUCGUUUUCAAGCAGGAUUUUCACUACUCCAGAGUAUUUAUUUUAUAAAUAAAAACUCUUGGAAGAGUUAGCCCUGGUCAAGGAUAAAAUUCCACAAACGAAUUCAGAGGCUGUGUAGGUCAUCACACUUUGUGGAAUGAAUAGAAUAUAUAACCUUAUGGAAACCUUUCAAAGAAUGUUAAUGCAGUAUAGAUUUACACAUGCCUACACAUGUGCUAGCAGUCCUUUUUUGUUUGAAAAGCAGGCUUAUACAGCUGCACCAUUUGGCUUGAGAGCAAGUAUUUCCUUACCAUUACCAUGACAGUAAAGAAAAAUAAAGUUGCAGGAGACUGCAAUAUUGUGACGUUUUCCUUAUUUGUUGACUACUGAUAUCCACUCAAGAUGUACAAGAGACAGAACUACGGUGAUGUUGAGCUGGAACCCAGCGGUAAAUCGUGUGGGUGGAGGCUACAGGAAGGCUUGCUGGGUUUCUGGGCUUCAGUCCAGUCUGUUGGGACAAAACCAAAAAGAGCCAUUCAAAAUCCUUUCCAGUCUACAGCUGCUCCAACAAGACCAGGCUGCAUCAUAGAAAUAACAUUGUGUUCUUUAGAGCAAGUUGCUUGAUUUUGUUUCCUACCUUUUCUUUGCCUUUUUCUGAUGUUGGCAAUCCUGGUGAGUGCUUUUGGGUUCUGUUGAUCCAAUACUGAGGUAUUCUAACUGCCUCGGACUCAGACUUUCUCACUCCAUAUAGAUCAUGUAAAAAAAGUGCCUUUUUCAAGGUCUAUUCAGUACUAAGCAGUUCAUCCAGACGACCACAAGGCAAGUUUGAAUCCAGGGAAAGGUAGAUUCAGUGAAAGAUUACGAUUACUAAAUGAAGGAGCAACAGAACCCAGAACCACUCUUCAUGAUUGCAAACAUCGUAAAAACAUAAGGGACGCGCUGAACAAGGAAACAGAAUGGCAUUUGAAGCUGUUUGCUCUUUUAUUAGGAAUGCUUAAGCAAACCGAUAAGAAGCCAUUGCUGGUAUCAUGUGCCGAUUUGGGGAUUGACUGAUCGCUGUAUGCUGUGUUGGAGGAAGUACAGCAAGUUCAAGUAAGAAGCGCUGCCCAAAGAUUUGAGCAUUUACUUUAUAGGAAUUCAAUAGGGGUGAAUACAUUAUUGUUUGUUGGCCUGGACACUUUUUUUUUUUACGCACCAGCCUGCAGUAGAUGUCUUCUUCCCUAAACACAAAACUACCAGCUGCGGCUCCUUGGUUGGGCAGCACCUUCGACAAUGCACUAGCACUUACACAAGAGGAGCUGUGCAGGUGUAGUCUGCCAUCAAAGAAUGUGAAACUACAUGUCAAAAACAAACUAAGGGAUGAAAUAAGAGGGAACACUGAACACAGCGGGUUACAGUGGGCUAUGGCCAACAUUUAUCAAUGCAAAAUAUUGUUUUUCUUCAAUGUGUUAACAUACGGAAGGGUCACUGGUAUCUUGCACCUUUUUUGUCUAUUUUAACCAAGGGAUUCUGAUAUUAAAGUAAACAGGGCUCUAUUCACUGAACUUUUAAGGAAUAUUUCAAAGUCUGCUCUGAGUCAUUUAUUUCAAGUUUGCAGUUCCUGAAAACCUUUUUUUUUUUUUUUUUUAAUGGCGGUUAGUCUAAGGUAAUGUUUUUAAACACAUUUCCAUUUAACCUUCUUGUAGGUUUUGUGAAUAGGACCUGCAGUCCAGCCAACAGAUUGACACUGCAAAUCAAUGAGGGGUGAUUCAUUAGUGCCACUUCUACCCUCGCAGCAACAUUUAGUAUUAAAAAAAUUACACAAAAUAGCAGUCAAUUAUGCAAUAGCAGUUCAAAACCACUGGGGUAAAACCACUGUAGCUUUUCAAAAUUAAAACUAAUUUAUUAUGUGGGGGUUCCACAGAAGGUUUCUGCAAACCUGUCUUCUGUUCAAGUGAACUUGUCACAGUAGCAACAAAUUACUUUAAACUGAAGUCACAGUUUGUCCAUUUUAAUUGGCUUCAUAUGAAAGCAGUUGAACAAUCACAACUUGAAAUUCCUUCAAAGGAAUAGGGCUUGGGAAUGAAUUUGGGAAUUGAAAAACAGGAACUGACUCCAACCCUGGUGUAACCAAUAACUUCUCCCCAUGGUGCAUGGAAGAAAUACAUCCGAGCACAAAUGUGUGUUUCUAAGCUGCAAGCAUCUUCAGCUAAGAUAUACUUAUGAUUAUUAGCAUACAUUUCACAGUACAGUUUGUACAGUACUUGUCUUUCAAAAGUUUCAUCGUUCAGGUUGUCCUGAACAUUGUGUUACAGCUGCUAUAAUUUCAAGGACAGUAUUGCAAAAUGACCUUGACCUGCUCAAGGUCGUUAUCUUAGAAUAGUAAUGCAAGAUGUUUGAGUGACAGUUCCUGUACACCCUUGCCAUUUGAUUACUUGAUAAGACGGAUAACACUGCUCACUGCUUUGCAGUUCAAUUGCAGCUGGCUGUAAGGAGGAACUAGUGUUUGUGCCUGUGUUUUUGUUUCGGCAGAAAACUCCGAAGGUACUGUAGUAGUAAGCAAUGCUUUAAAAUUGGGCUUUCAAAGCACUGGUUACAACUCUAAGGGUGAUCAUAUCUUCAGGUUUUCCUUUGUAAAGUGCAAACAUUGUAUUGGAGAUACUACUGAAAUACCCCAUGCUAAGGGCAAAUAAGACACAGAAGGCUGUAAAAAACAAGUUACCCUGUAGUGUUCUAAUGUUUUUAUCUACAUUUUUAAUUCAUUUGUAUCUUUUUGUCUCAUUUCUUUAGUAAAACUGCAAUAGAUGUUGAAAUAGAAAAAAAUAUAUAUAUUUAAUAUUUUGUUUGAAACGCCUUCAAUCCUCAUAUGUUCUGCUUGUUUAACUGUAUCAUGUUUAAUGGCGCUUAAAACAAAUAAUAAUAAUAAUAAUAAUAAUAAUAAUAAUAAUAAUAAUAAUAAUAAUAAAAAAGUCUAGCCAAAAGAUAUUUUUUGGACUUUCAAUUUUGAUCUUUACCUAAUAUUUCUUUUUGCACAAUAAUAAUAAUAAUGCAGAUCUUUUAAGAUGUUAAACCACUUGUAAAUAUGUUUUUGUUUUUGUUUUGUUUUGUUUCUAAUUCAGAAGUGAUUUAAAAAAUGCAAACUGAAUUAACUAAUUAAAAAAUUUCCUGGCCA